Molecule: messenger RNA, 2574 nt
Organism: Drosophila hydei
Lineage: Eukaryota; Metazoa; Arthropoda; Insecta; Diptera; Drosophilidae
Gene: Stam
Product: signal transducing adapter molecule 1
Exons: 4
Coding region: 354-2522 (722 amino acids)
Biological process (GO): protein transport to vacuole involved in ubiquitin-dependent protein catabolic process via the multivesicular body sorting pathway
Cellular component (GO): ESCRT-0 complex
Molecular function (GO): ubiquitin binding; phosphatidylinositol binding
Source: RefSeq, a predicted model, not a curated record
UUCAUUAGUCAUUUUUACACAAAAGCAAAAGAAAAACGGUGCAAGUGAUUAUUCAGCAAAUUUAUUGCAGUAUUUCGAUUUAAUUAAGGCAAAAUACAAAAGUUUCUAUUUAAAUUAUUACAACAAUAGUGCGUUGGCAGCUGCCCAAUUAGGGAGACUACAAGACAAUACGCGAUUUUAUGUGUGUUAUUUGUGACGCACGAAAAUCGAUUGCGUACAAGGCGAAAACACCACACAGAAGUGCAAGUGCAACAAUAACAACGAGAAGCAGACAAUUGACGACGUAAUUAAACAGAAUUCCAACAAUCCCACAAAUAAUUAACAAGCAGCUGAGUUGUCGUUUGGUCAAAGAGAUGGGCAUAUUUGGGCAAUCCUCGCCUUUCGACGCCGAUGUGGAAAAGGCCACCAGCGAGACGAAUACGAAUGAUAAUUGGUCUUUUAUAAUGGAUGUAUGUGACAAAGUGACGACCAAUCCGCGCUUAGCUAAGGACUGUCUGAAGGCGGUGAUGCGAAGGUUGGGACAUCCUGAUCCUCAUGUCGGUAUGCAGGCUAUUACCUUGCUGGAUGCGUGUGCCAAUAACUGCGGCAAGCCGUUCCAUUUGGAGAUUGCAUCGCGUGACUUUGAAACCGAGUUCAAGCGCCUGUUGGAUAAAGCGCAGCCGAAAGUUUCAUUGAAAAUGCGUCAGGUCCUAAAGAAUUGGGCUGAAAAUGAUUUCAAGAAUGAUCCUGAACUGAAUCUGAUUCCAACUCUGUAUCUUAACCUGCGCCACAAUGGCUACGAUUUCAAUAAUUUAAAUGAUAAGAGUAGCGCUAAGUCAGCAGCAGCUAAAGCGGCAGCUGCAACUUUGGCCAAAGAUCCGAAUGUAGUCAGCAGCCAGCAGGAGGAGGAUGAUAUAGCCAAAGCUAUAGAGCUGUCGCUCAAGGAAAACAAAAGCAGCCCCAAACAGCAGCAGCCAAGUGGUGCCGCUGCUGCUUCAACGACCAGCAGUGCCUAUCCUUCACUAUAUCCCUCAUUUGGGAGCAGCACAGCCAACACACAAAGCAAUGGAAAUGGAAAUUCUAGCAGUAGCAAUGCGGCUGCUGCUUCAUCGCGUACUGUGCGAGCUUUGUACGACUUUGAGGCGGCCGAGGAGAACGAGCUGACCUUUUUCUCGGGCGAAAUCAUACAUGUGCUGGACGAUAGUGAUGCCAAUUGGUGGAAGGGUUACAAUGAUCGCGGGGAGGGUCUAUUUCCUUCCAAUUUCGUCACUGCCGAUUUGUCUGUAGAUCCCGAACGCUUGGACAUAAAUCAACAACACAAGAAUAAUGCCCAGAAACAGGCAGCAGCUGAGGAGGAGGAGGCGCUGUUGCAACAAAAGACUGAAGCGGCUGCCGCACAGCCCGUAGAAAUUGAUGAGGCCAAAAUAGAUCGUUUGCUGCACUUGUUGCACGAGGCCAAUCCUGAGGAUCCCUCGCAAGACAGCGAAGAAAUGUUGCGCUUGGAGCAGCAGGUUCACCAGAUGGGUCCUCUAAUCGAUGCUGAAUUAGAGCGUGUCGAUCGCAAGCACGCACAGCUGACACAGCUCUCAAGUGAUCUGGUGGAUGCUAUCAAUCUGUACCAUUCACUCAUGCGUGAUGAUCGUGCAGCUGCGGCUCAGUUUGGUGCUGCCGCCUUCAUGCCCGGGGCCUUUCCAGGCGCUGCACUGUAUGGUGCACCUGGUUAUCCAAGUGCUGCGGGCUUUCCACCAGGCCAAAACUAUCCGGGCAUGCACUCAUUGCCAUAUGCGCCACCACAGGGUAGCAAUGCAGUAACAGCUCCAACGGCAACAGCUGGUGCGGCUUAUCCAGGACAAGUACCCAUGCCAUACCAAAACGGACAUGCGCCCCAGUUGAACUCUCUGCCGCCUCAUCUAACCCAGUCACCAACAAUUGCCCCGCAGUCACAUCCCGCCCACCCUCAGCCAAUCUACAAUGUCCAGCCCACGCCAGUCACUACUCAGCAGCAACCGCAAUCGCAGCCACUUACGAAUUAUCACAUGGCCAUGCCUGUUGAGCAGCAGCAACAAAUGCCGCCUUCCUCGCUUCCACCACAAUUUGCAGGCGCUCCACCAACAGCUACACAAAUCCAACAGCCGCAUCCACCGCCACAUGCUUAUAUGUCGCCGCAACACCAACAGCAGCAGCAACAAGCUGUGCCGCCGCAGACAUAUGCAGCACAGCCGCCACAAUUCUAUACACCAAAUGGAGCUCCACCAGUUACCCAGAGCUACAUGGCGCCACCUCAACAGCAGCAACAGCAACAACAACCCCCACAACCCCAGCAGCAGCAGCAGCAGCAGCAGCAGCAACAACAACAACAUCAACCCCAGCAGCAACCACACAAUCACAACGAUCAUUUUAGUCAGCUACAUCAGCAAAUGGCCGCCAUGUCGAUGGCGCAUCUUGGUGGCAUGCCGCCAGCCGCAACGGGUGCGGCACCCGCAUAUCAUAUGCAAAACGAUGCCGUCAAGAAUAACAUUCCUAUCUAUCAGCAGCAGCGGUAAAACCGUUCAACCUGUUAGGCAGCAGCAGCAGAUUCUUUCACUUGAUUUUGCU